AUGGAUAUCGUCCUCCACCUCGCGGACGAGUAUGUGCUCGACAAGGCCUGGGCUGCGCUUCUUCCCAUGUCCGCCUUCACCGCGAAUGCGACCGGCCUAUACAAUGCCACUUCUCACGUCGCGCCAGUUGCCGCCUCCCAACCCUCGGCGUGGUCCCAGCUCAUCUCUUACAUCCCCCACCCCGUCCCCGAGCAAACUCUCGCCUCCCCUUUGCACACUGUCGGGCAGCUCGCGUCCGCGUGGCCCCGCGACUAUCUCCCCCGUCAAGUCAUCUCCCUGUUCAUCCUCACAUUCGCGGGCAUCCAUGUCCUGUACUUUCUCUUCGCCACCUUGUCCUACUACUUCAUCUUCAACCAUGAUAUGAUGAAGCACCCUCGCUUCCUCAAAAACCAGGUCAAGCUCGAGAUCCAGUGCAGUUUGAGGGCAUUCCCCUUGAUGAUUCUAUACACCCUCCCCUGGUUUCUCGGCGAGGUUCGUGGCCACUCGCGACUGUACGACAACGUAGGGGACUUUGGAUGGGGAUAUUUGGUGUUCUCGUCGUUCUUCUUCCUCGUCUUCACGGACUACCUCAUCUACUGGAUUCACCGCUGGGAGCACCUCCCUAUCUUCUACAAGUGGCUCCACAAGCCUCACCACAAGUGGCUGAUUCCUACACCGUUUGCAUCACACGCGUUCCACCCCCUCGACGGCUACGUGCAAUCUCUACCUUACCACAUGUUCAUCUAUCUCUUCCCCAUCCAGCGUACCCUGUACCUGUGUCUCUUCGUGUUUGUCAACUUCUGGUCCAUUUUCAUCCACGACUCCGACAUGAUCACCGGGCAUCCGCUGGAGAAGAUCAUUAACGGCCCGGCGCACCAUACUCUGCACCAUCUGUACUUCACGGUCAAUUACGGCCAGUACUUCACGUGGGCAGAUCGCAUGGGCAACUCAUACCGGCAGCCGGAGGCCGCGCUUGACCCUAUGCUCGACAUCAAAGCCGCUGAGGCAAAAAAGCAAAAGGCUGCGCUUGGGAAGGAGCAAUGA
Messenger RNA from Epithele typhae, 1023 nucleotides. RefSeq lists its product as uncharacterized. Lineage: Eukaryota; Fungi; Basidiomycota; Agaricomycetes; Polyporales; Epitheliaceae. The transcript has 4 exons. Gene Ontology annotation, molecular function: iron ion binding; oxidoreductase activity. The record is from RefSeq and is a predicted model, not a curated record. Gene Ontology annotation, biological process: lipid biosynthetic process. Bases 1 to 1023 code for a protein of 340 amino acids.